Messenger RNA from Aspergillus oryzae RIB40, 873 nucleotides. RefSeq lists its product as uncharacterized. NCBI's taxonomy places the organism in Eukaryota, Fungi, Ascomycota, Eurotiomycetes, Eurotiales, Aspergillaceae. The coding region runs from base 1 to 873 and encodes 290 amino acids. The transcript has 2 exons. The record is from RefSeq and is a predicted model, not a curated record. Gene Ontology annotation, molecular function: FAD binding; molybdenum ion binding; oxidoreductase activity.
AUGAAGAAAGGUAAAACCUAUCGUAUCGAAGGUUAUGCUUAUAACGGAGGCGGGAAUGAGAUAGACAGGGUCGAGAUUAGUUUGAAUGGUGGUGAUACCUGGCUUUACUGUGUGCGCAAGCUCGUCGAGACUACACGCCUAUCACAGGAUACUCAGCGAUACACAUUCGGCCUGUCACCCCCAGCUACAAAGCUCGGACUGGAAACAGGCCAGCAUAUUCAGAUCGGCUUCCAUUUCAAGGAUAGCCUGGUCUUCCGUCCUUAUACUCCAGUCAGACCCGUCCUCGAUAAAGAAGAGGAUGGGACCUUUGACCUCGUUGUCAAGACAUAUUUCCCUGAUGAGAAUCAGCCCGGUGGUACCAUGAGCAAUAUUCUUGAUUGUCUUCAGGAAGGGGAAGAGGUCGAAGUUAAAGGUCCAUCCGGUGCGAUUCGCUAUCAGGGCCAUGGCUGCUUCUCUGUGGAUGAUAAGACAUACACCUUCGACAAUGUUUCGUUGAUUCUCGGAGGAUCCGGCGUUACACCAGGCUACCAGAUCAUUGCGCGAGUUCUUGAAGAUAAGACUGAUAAGACUAAACUCAGAGUAAUCGAUGCCAAUAAGUCUGAAGAUGAUAUACUGCUGAAAGGAGAGCUUGAGCAACUGUCAAAAGAGCACGGGAACCAGUUUGAGAUUGUCCACGUCCUAUCCCAUCCAGGGGACGGAUGGGGUGGUCUCAAAGGACAUGUAAACGAGGAUAUUAUCAAGAAGCAUGCCUUCGAGCCUAGUGAUCGCACUGUGGCACUUCUCUGCGGGCCGCCCACCAUGAUCCAAAAGGCGGUUCUUCCCGUUCUACAAGCCUGGGGAUACGACGAAGAUAAGAACUUGUUCGGUUUCUGA